Molecule: messenger RNA, 3486 nt
Organism: Gadus morhua (Atlantic cod)
Lineage: Eukaryota; Metazoa; Chordata; Actinopteri; Gadiformes; Gadidae
Product: protein kinase C delta type
Exons: 17
Coding region: 339-2372 (677 amino acids)
Biological process (GO): protein phosphorylation
Molecular function (GO): ATP binding; diacylglycerol-dependent serine/threonine kinase activity
Source: RefSeq, a predicted model, not a curated record
CAAUAAAAGUAUCGUGUAGUUCUGAAAAGCGACAACAUAGAUAGCGUCCCGUUCAUCUAUGCUGCGGCGGGAAUUCACCUGGCCUGACGUCACUGCUUGGCUCGUCCCACCUCUUGAGCCGUACUGCACUCGCCUCUGCUCGACUGUAGUGCCAGAGGGGGAGAGAGGGGGAGAGAGAGAGAGAGAGAGAGAGAGAGCGAAAGAGCGAGAGAAAGACAGCCAUACACACACACACACACACCCCGAUACUACGGUGAAGAUAAAGACACCCCGAAGCCGUCCGCUGUAAACAGCGUCAGUGCCACUUAUUCCUGGUUUCUCCACGGGAAGCUCGCGCCAUGGCUCCAUUCUUGCGGAUAGCUGUCAACACGUUUGACCUAGGGGCGCUGCCCCCACUGGACGGCACGCCCAUCUGUGGCAUCAAGAUGAAGGAGUCUGUCAACACAGAGCGAGGAAAGACCCUGCUCCAGAGGAAACCCACCAUGUACCCGGUCUGGAAGGCCUCGUUCGACGCUCACAUCAACGAGGGCCGAGUCCUCCAUGUUCUCCUCAUGAGGUCGGCGGAGGAGCCCCUGUCCGAGGCCACGGUGAGCCUGUCCGUCCUGGCCGAGCGCUGCAAGAAGGGCAAGAACAACUGCUGCACCGACUUCUGGAUGGACCUGCAGCCCUCUGGCAAGAUCCUGAUGUCGGUGCAGUUUUUCCUGGAAGACACGGACACGGUUUCAUGUAAGUCGUCGGUGAGGGUCAUCGCGGAGGACGGGCUGACCACCCUGACCCGGCGCCGGGGGGCCGUCAAGCAGCCCAAGGUCCACCUCAUCAAGAACCACGAGUUCAGCGCCAUCUUCUUCGGCCAGCCCACCUUCUGCUCCGUCUGCAAGGAGUUCAUCUGGGGUCUCAAUAAGCAGGGGUACAAGUGUAGACAGUGCAAUGCAGCGAUACACAAGAGAUGCAUUGAGAAGAUCAUCGGCAGGUGUACUGGAACCGCCGCCAACAGCCGGGAUACAAUGUUCCAGAAGGAGCGCUUUAAGAUUGACAUGCCCCAUCGCCUGAAGUACCACAACUACAGGGGCCCUACCUUCUGUGACCAUUGCGGCAGCCUACUCUGGGGCCUCUUCAAGCAGGGCCUCAAAUGUGAAGACUGCUCCAUGAACGUCCACAGCUACUGCCAGGGCAAGGUGGCCAACCUGUGUGGCAUCAACCAGAAGCUCCUGGCCGAGGCGCUCUCCUACAUCAGCCUGAAACCCGCCAAGAAGCCGGACGAUGGGCCUGACUCUGCAGUAGGGAUUUACCAAGACUUUAAGAGCGCAGAAGUGGACCCUAGUGAAGAGGUAACCGCAAAGCAGGACUCCGGUGCGGCGUUGGCCCGACGCCUGACAUUCAACCAGCUUGUGUUCCACAAGGUGCUGGGCAAAGGCAGCUUCGGCAAGGUGCUGCUGGCUGAGCUGAAGGGUCAGGGGGAGUACUUUGCGGUGAAGGCCCUGAAGAAGGACGUGGUCAUGAUGGAUGACGACAUAGAGUGCACCAUGGUGGAGAAGAGAGUCCUCUCCCUGGCUUGGGAUAACCCCUUCCUCACGCACCUCUACUCCACCUUCCAGACCAAAGAACAUUUGUUCUUUGUAAUGGAGUACCUGAAUGGCGGAGACCUGAUGUUCCACAUCCAGGACAAGGGCCGCUUCGAUGUCAACAGAGCCACGUUCUAUGGCGCUGAGAUCAUAGUGGGACUGCAGUUCCUUCACUCCAAAUGCAUCAUCUACAGGGACCUAAAGCUGGACAAUGUGAUGCUGGACAAGGAUGGACACAUCAAGAUUGCAGACUUUGGGAUGUGCAAGGAGAAUGUGUGUGGAGAGAACAAAGCCACCACUUUCUGCGGAACACCAGAUUACAUCGCACCAGAGAUCCUGUUGGGGCAGAAGUACACCUUCUCGGUGGACUGGUGGUCCUUUGGCGUGCUGGUGUACGAGAUGCUGAUUGGCCAGUCGCCGUUCCAAGGGGAUGACGAGGACCAGCUGUUCGAGUCCAUCCGAAUGGAAACCCCGCACUACCCACGCUGGAUCACCAAGGAGUCCAAGGACCUCAUGGAGAAGUUGUUUGAACGAGACGUCAGUCAAAGGCUGGGCGUGGUUGGGAACGUUCGGCUGCACAGCUUCUUCAAGUCGAUAAACUGGCCUGCUCUGGAGCGGAGAGAGGUGAAGCCCCCAUUCAAGCCCAAAGUGAAAGGCCCAAACGACUGCAGCAACUUUGACAGGGAGUUCCUGAACGAGAAGCCACGCUUCUCCCACGCUGACAAGAACCUCAUCGACACCAUCGACCAGGCAGCGUUCGCUGGCUUCUCCUUUAUCAAUCCCAAACUGGAACGCAUGAUGGCGAAAUGAAGAGCCAAAAUGGCUCUGCUGAAAACAUUGGUUCUAUCCAUGCAUACUACUGGUACGCCUUAUCGUUCAACUAAAGAAAAAAAAUCUUUCCAGGCUCUCCUGAAGAGUGUGACUUAAAAAAAGGAGAAAUGGCAUGAUAUUGGCUUGUAAUUGAUGUAGCCCACACCAGACUCUGAAUCAUAGAUGAGGAACCUGAAGGAAAGUCUGUUGAAUGGCUUAAACCUGUACAGAAUACUGCUACAGUAUAUCAAUCAAUGCUGGUCUAUACAUCAGGGAUUUUCUCUAUUCUAUUCACUGGUCUCUUAAGCUUAAGAUCACACAUAUAUUAUGUCUCGAAUGUAUCUGUAACUAUGGGUAACAUUUUAACCUUCAGCGUAAGGAUUGUGACUUUGUGUUCUGACAUUGCAUUUGAUCCAUAUAACGUGUGUACACACACUAGUCCACACUGCUGAGGAAAGUGUUGCAGUGUUUUUGCUGUAACCCAGUGCGUACAUCUGGGCUCUGUCUGUUUUACCUGGUUAGGCCGCGUGCUCAAUGUCUGCGUCUUCAGAGUUAAACUGUCCAGUGGGGCUGGCCAGGAUCAACGAUGACACCAAUAGGAAAAAAUGAGUUACACACAACACUUAAGACAUUCAGUACUACAUGUGUAUAUUUAUCUUCACAGUAGUACCGGUGUAUCUCUGUAUUAGGUAUGUUUCUUGGACGGGCUGGGGAUGACUACAAUGCUGCAUGCUGCCACUGGAGGACGUGUUGCUGGUGUCGGUUACUGCAUUGUACUUCUUACUAAAGGGGUUCAAGGGCAAGACGAAAUGUUGUGGGUUCCCAGAUGUGAUUUGGGACAGUAGCAGAAAUACUGGAGAGAGUUGUACCACUAUAGCCCUACGGUCUGAAGGAUAUAUUUGUGUGUGGGAGAGAGGAGUGUUUGAUCAUAUAUGUUUUAAAAAUGUAAUGUUACUUGAAUUUGCAUAAUUGAAGACGAAAAUAAGAAUACUGUAUAUUGACCUUUUAAUAACUAUUAUCUUGCACUGUUGGUGAAAUUUGGAUAUAGGCCUACUUUUUUCUACUCAUAUUUUACGUCGACAUAACUACAAAUAAAUGCAUAUCAAAAUCCAAA